UGCUCCACAUGUGCAACUCAGCUGCUGCAUUAUUCAUACCCAGAGAUGCUUUCAGAGAGCAGACCGGCAAUAGGACAGGAGACAAGUGUAGGGGGUCAAUUGGAAACAGCUUCAAUGUGACAGGAACAGGAAGUGGUGAACUGAGAGAGCUACCUGGUAAAACAUGAGUCUUGUCGGUUCCUCUCUCAUGACACUGCCUGCAAAUCAUCUCAACCUUUCCAAACAUAGAUUCACCAGGCUUUACCAUGUAUUUGACUUAAAUCUCGAGGGAGUAUCUUCAGCCCCGUCUCGCCUGACACCCAUUUGACUGUUCUAGAGACGAAAUGACACAAAACGGUGCCAGGACCGGUAAUGGUACCGCAAAAAAAGGAGAGGAACUUAAAAUUGUGAUUGUUGGAGAUGGAGGCUGCGGGAAAACAUCACUUCUGAUGGUUUAUGCCAAAGGUGAUUUUCCAGAGAAAUAUGCGCCAUCAGUGUUUGAAAAAUAUGUCACCACCAUCUCUCUGGGAGGAAAAGAGAUAAAACUCAACCUGUAUGACACAGCCGGGCAGGAUGACUAUGACAGACUACGGCCACUUUCAUACCAAGAGGCCAAUCUGGUUCUUGUCUGCUUUGACGUGACCAACCCCACCAGCUUUGAGAAUGUCAUGAUAAAAUGGUACCCUGAGGUGAAGCACUUCUGUCGGGACACACCGGUCAUCCUGAUUGGCUGCAAGACUGACCUCAGGAAGGACAAAGAGUGUGCAAGGAAACUGAAGGCUAUGAAUCUGGCUCCCAUCACUUACACACAGGGUGAGGAGACCCGGCAGCAGAUGAAUGCAGAGCUCUACCUCGAGUGUUCGGCAAAGUAUCAGGAGCACGUGGAAGACAUUUUCAGGGAGGCCACCAAAAAGGCUUUGGCCUUCAAUCGAAAACAGAGAAACCACAAGAGGAAGAAGAUAUGUGUGGUUUUGUGAGGACAAAAAGACAGCGGCUUGACUCCUGCAGGGGCGAGCGUCAUUGGUGAUGGUGAUUGACUUCAUGUUUCAGAGUGGCUGGACGUUCAGAUACCAAAGAUGCUUGGUGUCUUAAGACAGAUGCGGCAGCUGGUUUUGCCCCUGGAAGUUUGGGCCUCACUGAAUUGUGAGUGUGUCUCUCUUUUACCGUCAAACGAAAAUGACUAGCGAUGCAACAGGAAAGACAAUUUUGCAAGAAGUUGCAGCAGUAGCAGUUGGAAAUUAUAUGACUUGAAAUGCCUUUGGAAUCUUUGAACAUAUUUUUACUUUUGUAUAAAAAUUGAAUUUUUACAUAUAUUUUUUCCUAUUACAAAACUUUGUACUGUUUGCAAACCACCAUGUUUUACUGAAAAGCAUAUUUAUUGGAAGAAUUUUAAGUUAGUUCUUGUAAUGUCAACUUGAUAGUUUUUUUUAGUAUCAGUUUUGAUGUCAGUCUAGUCUGAUCAACAAAUGCCCUGAUAAAAAAAGCUGCUGAAAUUCAAUUACUGAUGGAGCUGUAGCUUUAAAAGACUUGAGAAGGAAAAAAACUUGAUAAACACCCAACAGAGUUAGUUCAUUUCCAGUAAAGCAGAAGACUGGACUGCAAUUUAGAAGCUUUGUCAACUCAUGGAGGGCUCUUGUCUUUACCAACAGCGCCCACUAGUGUUGGAACCCCUGAAUGUCACAUUGAAAUAAACACCAUUACUUUAUGUUUCAGUGCAGAAGAAACACAGCUAAAAAUUUUUAACUAAGUGUUUAAUUAUUAAUAUUUCUUACAACAGUGUACACAAAUUGUCAACUGUCUCUUGUCACUGACUAUAUUCAGGCACCAGUUACAGUCUUGAAAUGAAUGAUGAAAACAUUCAACAUCAGCUACAUCAAAGAAAGUUGAGUUGUUCUGUGUGUUCUGGCAGCUCUGGCAAUGAAAUGUAUCAUUAUGGUCUGUAACUCAACACGCUUUAAUUUCCCCUCAAUAAAAGUGAUACAUAAAAUAC
Molecule: messenger RNA, 1969 nt
Organism: Lates calcarifer (barramundi perch)
Lineage: Eukaryota; Metazoa; Chordata; Actinopteri; Centropomidae
Gene: rhof
Product: ras homolog family member F
Exons: 5
Coding region: 324-956 (210 amino acids)
Biological process (GO): small GTPase-mediated signal transduction; cell migration
Molecular function (GO): GTPase activity; GTP binding
Source: RefSeq, a predicted model, not a curated record